This is a messenger RNA of Naegleria lovaniensis, 1707 nucleotides long. RefSeq lists its product as uncharacterized. The transcript has a single exon. NCBI's taxonomy places the organism in Eukaryota, Heterolobosea, Eutetramitea, Acrasida, Naegleriidae. The record is from RefSeq and is a predicted model, not a curated record. Bases 1 to 1707 code for a protein of 568 amino acids.
AUGCGAUUUCCUGAUUCCACAUCAUCUGCUCCGCAACAAGCUUCAAGAACUCUCGACGACGGUUCGGAUCACUUGGCCAAAGCCAAAAAGUUUAUCAUCUUUCUUCUCGAUGGCUCAUCUUCUCUUUCUGCCGAUGAUUUCUCACGUCAACGUUCCGUUGUUCUUGGUUUAGCCAAACGUUUCUCCAAUGGCAAAAAUCAACUUGCAGUCAUUCAAUUCAGUUCGACCGUUCAGGUUCAGUGUAACGCAACAACGAAUUUCGACCAUGUCGAACAUGCACUCUCUUCCAUGCAACAGCUGUCAGGAAGUACGCGAAUGGAUCGAGGUUUUGAUGAGGCCAAGAUUCUUUUCGAAACUCAAGAAUUAGGUCCCUCCAGACGAAUUGUGAUCAUUCUUACGGAUGGUAUUCCAGAUGAUGAAGCUAUGGCCAUUCGAAAGAGUGAUUAUUUGAAAAUUGUUUUGGAUGCGGACGUGAUUUGUUUGGGAGUUGGUGCAUUUGUGAAUGAGAAGGUCGUUAAAACACUUGCAUCCUCUGAAGACAUGGGAGCAUGUGUGAGUAAAUGGGACGAAGUGAAGGACACGAUUGAACGUCUCACUGGAAGCAAGCGUAGUGCAAAGGAUGGAAUUCGUGUGAGUGCAACCAUCUUGAAUCGACCUGUAGCCAUUGGACAACCUGUCCAAUUCCAAUUACAACUUCGGAAUUCUACAUCCAACACCAUUCCAAAGAAAAGUAUUUUCAGAUUCGUUGGAAAUGAAUAUUUUGAUUUUGGUCGUCAUGUCAUUGCUGAGGACAUUGAAGAAGAUGAAAAAUACAAAUUCACCAUUGAACUCGAGCCCUUAGAUAACAGAACCAUUAAGGAUCUCGAAGAAACUCUUCCAUAUGAACUUUUGGAUUCCACCAAGAAACAUCAAUUGUUUAAAGGUGCAGUCAAUAUUUGGGCGAGUGAUUUUUGUGGAGAUCUCAUCACGUUCAAACCCAUCGAUGUUCCAUUGCUUAAUAUUGGUUUAUUUGGUACCAUGGGUUCAGGAAAGAGUAGUUUCUUUAAUUGUAUUCACACUCUAUUGGAAGGAAGUGUCGAGACCAACAAUCAAUUCUCAACUCCUGCCAUUGCUGGUAAUACGGGAGAUCACGUCACAACCAAAAUGUGUCGAUACAAUCUUCCUGAAAUGUGGAAAGAUCAUGAGCAACUGUCUAAAUUGAGAUAUGUGUUAUGGGAUACUUUUGGUUUGACCAAUGAAACCUAUAACAACAAUGAAUUUACAAUGUUUAUUGAAGGAAAGCUUCCACAUGAAUAUGAAAUGACCGAUGAAGGCCAAACUUCUCAUAGAAAUUCUUCUCGAACUGUCCUGACCUCUCCAGAUAAGAAAAUUCAUUCCAUCAUCUUUGUCGUUGCCCAGGGAGAUCGUGGUGACAAUCAACUCAUGCAAAAACUUAAAGAAAUGUUUAAAUUAGCAAUGAAGCAUUCGUUGCAGCCAUUGGUCGUUCUGUCCAAGAUUGAUGAAGUCCCAGCUGAGGAAGAUUUGGAAAAACUCAAAGCGAAUUUAGCUCAACAAAUUGGAGCACCUCGUCAUUCGAUAUUCACAAGUGAAAAUUAUCAUGGAGAGACUCCAAAAAGAAGAUUUGAUAUUGAUAAGAAUACCUAUGUCAUUCUUGAAACAGCGUUGACACGAGGUGUUCAGUAUUUAAAGUCUUUGAGAAAUAAGUAA